AUGAAACCUGUGCAUGAGCUCUCAACUAUUUCUGAGGAGGAGGAAGUUUACAUGGCCAUAGCGGCCAAACCAUGCGUCGAACAUACCUGCAUCAACAUCGCUACCAUCUCCACCGGCUUUGGGAAGGGAGACUUCUUGGUUCGAGAGGGCUACGAGAAGGGUAACCGCAUGUACUUUGACUAUUUUGAAGAGGCAUUCAACUACCUGGCAAACAAAGGGUACUCACGGGUGGCACAAGACGACGAACAGAGCUGGAUCGACACAAUCAAUGGAAUCUACCACAUCUUCAAAGGUGAAAUGAAAUACAACGCUGGAGCAUUACAAAUGGUACUUUCCCGACCAGCACAUACGGUCAAGUACUCCUCAAGAGUGUGCGACAAAUCAUCGGACACUCAAGCUGUCAAAAAAACCUCGAGAGUUUGCGACAGCGCUGAACAAAACAAGCCGGUCGAAUGGAACCCUGAGUUGUUUGUAGAAGAUCGGGGCAUGGACUCAAACGAAAUGGUUGCAACUUCAAAAGAAAGUCAAGUCUCCAUGCAACCUGUCACUCCCGUUACUGUUUGCACUGGAUCUGACUCUGACUCUCACGACAGUCCUAUUCCCACCAACGACCUCGAAAGAACCAAAGGACAACACAAGGUGAACAGCUCCCUUGAUAACGUGCAGCCCUAUGAGAAGCCUUGCCCGGAUGUAUGCGGUGCCAUGCCCACGCAAUCUGAGAAGCCCCGUGCAAUGUCGCCAAAACACCAGCGAGUCGACGACGAAGAAGUUUUGGAUGAUAGCACCGCUUUCAGUACCGACGAUGAAGGUCACGAGCAUGUAUACAUAGGCUCCUGCAUCACAGAGGCCUCUGACAGUUCAUGGUUCGAUAGCAUUAACAGUGACAUCAAGUCUCCGCUGUUACGGCAUUCUGAUGAAAGCACGUGUUCCGAGGUUUUUGAGACUACACAUGGAGCUGCAUUGCCCUUCCGCCCGGGAGGCGCCAAAACCAAUAAGGAUCUCAAGCUUGCCCCUGUCGCCGCUGUCAACGACCAACCCGUCAAUUUGCUUGCAAGAAAGCUGGAGGGUAAGGCACCAGAGCCACUGUGUCUACAAGCUGUGAAAGACAACCCAGAAGAGGCAAUCAAGGAGUACCGUUCUGCCCUGUCCAUCCUCCUCGAGACCGAGUCGGAUGCCAACGACUCCGAAGUGGCAACAAUCUACAGAAACAUUGCAUCGGCUCUUGAAGCUCUUGGCCAAUGGGCAGAAGCGUUGGUUGAACAUCGCAAGGCUCUAGGAAUCUCGAGCAAGGCCAACGGGCCAAACCACCCUGACACAGCACUCUCUCAUCAGCGCAUCGGCAUGAUUCUUUGUGGACAAGGAAACCUGGACCAUGCUGUGAAUCAUUUGAGCAAAUCUCUUGCCAUUCAGGAAAAUACCCAAGGAAAGCUCCACAAAACAACAGCUGCUGGCCACAUGUUCCUUGGCAAGACUCUCCACAAGAAGGGUGAUUUCGACAAGUCUUUAGAAGAAUCACGGGCAGCACUUGCAAUCUACGAUGCUUUGGGCCCAAGGGGGGCGGUUGAAGCCAAGUGCCUCGAGAGUAUCGCAGAGACACUGUGUGCUUUGGACAGGAUCGACGAGGCGCUUUUGGAGCUCAACGCAGCCCUCGAAGUAUCCGCUUCCUACGUCGACGAGCACCCCUUGAUGUUGUCCAGUCUUUGUUUCAAGGCAGGGGUAAUGUUGGCAAGAAAAAAGAAGCUCGACGCGGCCCUUCCCAAACUUCGUCGAGGACUCGAGGUUGCUGAAUCAGUCCGUGGACGAGAUCACCCCGAGAACAUUCCAUUCCACUUUCAGAUUGCAGAGGUCCUUCACUCCCAGCAUAACUACGAAGACGCUCUCUUUUCCUACAAAACAUCUCUGGUAAUCCGACAAAUGCACAACAUUCCGGACGAUGCGCAAAGUGCUCUGACGUACACCAAACUUGGAUUGGUGCACAUUGCUCUUGGGGAGCCUGAAGUUGGCAUUUCUGUCUUUGCCAAUGGUGUCGCCAUUUUUGAUGAUGUGCUUGGACGCGACAACCCGACCACCAUUCUAAUGAUCACCGCCCUGGGACAAAUUGGCAUAGCAUUCGGCUUGUCACCGGACAAAGAAGAGGAGGAAAAUUCUGGAAAGCGAGGCUUGCUGGGAUCGAUGAAACGUAGACUCGGUUUUGGUAGGAAAGGAAUGUAG
Seminavis robusta is the source of this 2211-nucleotide messenger RNA. The record is from the annotation of a GenBank genome assembly. NCBI's taxonomy places the organism in Eukaryota, Bacillariophyta, Bacillariophyceae, Naviculales, Naviculaceae.